This is a messenger RNA of Ooceraea biroi (clonal raider ant), 2310 nucleotides long. RefSeq lists its product as uncharacterized. The record is from RefSeq and is a predicted model, not a curated record. NCBI's taxonomy places the organism in Eukaryota, Metazoa, Arthropoda, Insecta, Hymenoptera, Formicidae.
AAAAUGUUGUGUGAUCUUGAAUUCAAGGUUCUUGAUAUUUGAUAUCGGUUUUUCAAGGAUGCACAAUAUUUUGGUAUGCAUAUAUAUGUAUUCUCAUGUUAUAAAAUUUUCAUUUAAGAUUAAAACUUUACAAUUGCAUUUGACUGAUAUAGCACGAAAAACUCAACUAGUGUGCAUAUGAGCGCGUUAGUCGUUCGCGUUUAUUUUAAUGCAGAGUAAAGUUUUUCGCAGUCGAAAAUUAAUUAAUCGCGUGCGCGGAAAUCUCUAAUUGUGAAACGUGAUCGCAUUUAGCUGGGGUGUAUGGUAUGUGGCAUUAAAGCGCAUUUUCUAGUAAGUAAAAAUAGUUUCCACUAAUUUUUCAUUUUUUAAUCUUUAUUUAUUAUUCGUGUACCCAAAUAUCUGCAAUUUAAAUUAUAACUUUAUAGGUAUGACAUUUCAAAACUGGUUGUAUAGAAUUAUGGACACUCGUAAUAUUCAUUGGCUAAAUUCACAUUAACUUGCAAAAUUGUGACAUGCACAGAUUGCACAAUUAUGGUUACCUUGCCAAUUUUCCAACGUCCGCAUCGUUGCGACUUGAAUGUCCGCUCGGCUUUAUUACGAAGCGUCGACUCGGCAAUUUACAUUCAAACUUCGAACUGGCGUUGAUUAAAGAUCCAAAAUACUGAACGGAAAAGUUCGUGGGAUGUCGAAGUGCGAAGGGGAGCUCAAGAAUGUUGAGAUUCCGUACAUUUACUUCGAAGAUACCUUUCAAGAUGAUCAAUACCAAUCCGUGAAACUGAAAGGUGUCUCAAAUCAAUUGGAAAAGUGGCCGAACAAUGUCUUCAUUUCAUUCGUGAUAGCGUGUCUCGUCAUAAGUCUGAUGCUUUGUCCUUUUGUCAUGAUAAUAUUUCAAUCAUCCAGUGACCAUUGCUGUGAACAGAAGAUUUUCGAAGAUGAACAUCCGUUUAAUAUUUAUUUUGUGAAGGAAGCUUCGCAGCUUUGGUCCACAAGAGAUUUCUGCUACAUCGAAGCUGCAGCUAGAAAACAACCAGAACUGAAUAUACAUCUGAUCAACUUGAUGCGCACUUCCAAUGCAUUUAAUAUACCGGAAGUUCAUCUUGAAAUGGCACUGGCUACUCAAAACGCUAAUAUUCACGUUGAGAAUUUAUUGGUCGAUGAAUUUUUUAGCAAGUCAAGAUUAUCAAACAUUACAAAACAUUUGAGUAAUGAAUUAUUAUUAAUGGCAGCAAAGGCAUACUUACUCUGGAACUCUUCUGGUGUUGCAAUGCAUCCUAGUGCUUAUUGCAACUUGUCGACCAUUCAUAAAUGUCGAUGGAUUAAAGAGAGAAAUCAAGACUGCACGCUUAACAAAUCCAUUACGAUCGAUCUGAUGAACGAUUUGCAAGCAACACAAGUGCAUUGUCAAGCAUUUCUAGGAUUCUUUUUGCAAGAAAUAUCAAAAAAUGCCACUCAAAGUUUAAAGGAUGCAUUGGAUAAAUUUUGUCCAAGGAUUGAUAAUUGUCCCGAAGUACGAGUGCUUAAUUUAGAAUCACCUUGCUCGAUCGACGUUUUCGAUUGUCCUACUGUGUACACAAUUGAAAAUUCUUGGGCGCUUACAUUAUAAUUAAAGAAUCUGCUCGCAGAAACAUCAACGAGAAAGAUAUUUAUAAAAGUUUAAUUAAAAAACUUUUUAAUUAAAAAGCAUUAGGCUAUAAACUUUAUAUAUGCAAAAUGUUUAUAAUAAGAAAUACAGGUAAUAACUAAAAAUUUAUAUAUAAAAUUCCUUUGUUGUUUGUUUUGAUAUCUAUUAAUAAUGUUUAACAUGAUUUGAAGGUUCGAUGCUCGUAAAGCCACAAAACACUGAACCAUGUCCAUAUUUCCACAACUAAAGAUAAACAAUUUAAAGUACCAACGUCAUAUACAAGUCUUUAUUACGAAAAUAAAUUAAUGAUAAUAAAUUGAAUAAAGAAUAAAAGAAGAAAGCAUGAGUUAGAUAUAUAAAUUAGAAAUAGAAUUAUAAGAAAAAUGUUUGUAUUACAUUUCUUUGUAAGAUAAUGGAAGGAUAAUAAAAGAACACUUACGAAUCAGUGAAAGUAGUUCUGCAGCAUAAAGUAGCGCGAUUUGCAGUUGAAGAUAUUUGAAUAAGUACCAAAUUGUUAUAACCGCAAAGCAAGAAUCGCACACCAAUUCUCUCAGAAAAAGACUUAUUAGAGGCAAACUGAAUUGUGGUCGUUUCUAAAAUUAAUGUACCAUUAUUAAAGUGUGUAUGUGUGUAGUAUAACUUAAUGACACUUACUAAAAUAAUAGAAUAAAUAAGCAUGCCAACUGCAA